AUGGACUGCUCGUAUCGUCAUUCUUUUGAGCCCUCCUCUUCCUCGCAUAGCCAAGAAGCUUACUCGACGAAUUCGUCUUCUUUUCAGUCCUGUGAUGAUGGCAAAGCCAUUGAAUUCACCGAAUUCGCGACAAUCACUUUACGAUUAACUGAUUCUCCAUCUAGCUCCGAAGUUUCUCCCUCGUUAGAGGCUCCCAUGGAAGAAAGACAGAACGGAACUUAUCCAGAUACUAGCCCAAUCCUCGCCAGGUUCCCUCAGAGAGUUGCAGAGCGGGACCAGAGCGCAGAAACAAGAAACAAACAAUGCCCUCUCCGGCGGACAGUCUUUCCUCACCCAACCACACCAGACAGGUUCAUCCCGAAGCGAGGAUUUGAUUUCCAUUCAACAGCCUCGUACCAUAUGAACAAGAGCCCAUGUCAACUCUCACCCCAAGAGAAAGCCACGAGAAAAAGGCUCUUUUGGGAGGAUCCUUUUGAUUCUCCGUCUCGUCGGAAUGCCGAGUCUUCUACGCCUAGUCCAACCCAGCCCUGGGGCCACCAUUCCCCCCCACCCCGUCGUCGGCCUCGCCUUGUGGCUGAUGCUGUCAUACUGAGUCGUCCGCUGGCUUCAGAUGCCGCAAGACGAGUCAGUGCGGGCGGUGUCUGGAAUGUUGGGGGGCCUUCUGCGUCAGUUGGUCAAUCCGCCGCAAUUGACGUGGUUCCAAGACCACAUGUCUCUCGGAGGAGCCCAGUAUUCACAUCUUUCAAAGCACAAUUUCUGCCUCAUGUCAGCCCACAUGAUGACGCGACUCGGCAUGAAGCGAGACUUGCACUCGCUCUGGACGUCGAUCAAACUACAAGGCUUCUAGAGACGCGUGCGAUAUCUCAUGAAAACUCGCCUAGUCCUACCUCACCAGACUACGAGCGGUAUUCAUCCAUCGUCUGGAAAGAUAGUGCCUGGAAGAAAAAUGAGAGAAGUCACUGGUCACCAAAGUCUGCAAGACCCGCAGAGGUCGUGCCAGCUCAACCCUUCCGACUCCUUGAGGCACCUGGGCUUCGUGACGAUUACUAUUGCUCACCACUGGCCUACUGCUACACUCUAGGGGUAUUGGCUGUUGCCCUUGGACAUCAAGUUUACGUAUGGGCUGAAGAAGAACUGGGUCUGCCUUCUCCUCCCUUUGGAGACAUCCAUCCGUCGAACUAUGUGAGGAGUCUUUCCUUCUCCUCUCAAGAUGGACAAAAGAGUAUUCUUGCGAUAGGACGUCAGCGUGGUCAUUUAUCUCUUUGGAGCGCUCGUGAAACUACUGUGAGAUUCGAGAUCGGCCACCCUAACGCAGUCACUUGCGUGUCUUUCAAGCCUAAGAGCGCUCGCAGGCCUUCGGAGAGAUUCCCCGACGAGAUUGUGAGUGUUGAGGAACUGGUCGUCGGUGAUGAAAUGGGAGUCAUCUGGCUCUACUCUGUUGAAUGGCCAGAGAUUCACGAGGAACAGAGUUGGACGGGUUCAAUGACGUUGCUUGCGAAGAUUCAUGCGCACACUCAGCAGGUAUGCGGAAUGGCGUGGUCUCCAGAGAGCCAGUUCCUUGCUACUGGAGCCAAUGACAAUGCCUGUCUUCUCUUUGAGCUAAAUAAAGUUGUUGGGUCCGCAUUCAAAGACACAGAUGACCUACUCACCCCACCAGCGGUUCCAGCACAAGGCCGAAGCUCGUCUCGAGCAAAGGCAGCUUUGCGGCCUCCCAUGCCCGCCCCUCUUCUCAAUUAUCGGGGCACUUUGAUCUCGGGGAAAGGGCGCUCUGUUUUGGUCCCGGCGGGUCAGGAAAAGUAUUGCUUUCUUCAUUCAGCGGCUGUCAAGGCCAUCGCAUUUGCUCCCUGGCAGCCGUCACUUGUAGCCACUGGGGGAGGAAGCCAUGACCGGGCCAUUCAUUUCUGGCAUACCCGCACAGGGACGUGUCUGGCGACAAUUGAUGUUCUAGCGCAAGUCACCAGUCUCAUCUGGAGUACAACCCGCCGUGAGAUUGCCGCAACCUUUGGCUAUGCUACGCCUGAUCACCCCAUCCGCAUCGCGGUAUUUGCAUGGCCUAGUUGCGCUCAAAUAUCCGCCAUUCCGCAGCCGAUUGAUCAGAUCCAUGACGAGAUUCAUCCGUCCCCAAACUACCGAUGCAUUCGCGCACUUUGGGCAAUCAGUUAUCCUGGUUGGGUACCACGACUGGAUAUAGAUGUGCCAAAGAUGACCCCACCACCUGCGUCACGAUCACCUAGCCCGUCGCCGAUUGCACUUCAUACCCUGCAGAAUGAGGACGGGCCUGGCCAGACACGUACAAGAAGUAAUUCACGAUCAACGCAGCCCAGGGCAAAAGAGGGUGGGACAUGGUGCUCGCGCACCGUUGAAGAGGGUUGUAUUGUUGUUGCUUGCAGCGACCAGAGGAUCAAAUUUCAUGAAAUCUGGACAAACCGUCGUCUGAGCUUUGGAAUGCUACCCUCUGGUAACCUGGGCGGCAGUGAUAUUCUGGAGGGGAUUGAGGGCAUUGAGACUUCUGCCAGUGAAAUCAUCCGGUAA
Molecule: messenger RNA, 2532 nt
Organism: Penicillium diatomitis
Lineage: Eukaryota; Fungi; Ascomycota; Eurotiomycetes; Eurotiales; Aspergillaceae
Product: WD40 repeat domain-containing protein
Exons: 2
Coding region: 1-2532 (843 amino acids)
Biological process (GO): anaphase-promoting complex-dependent catabolic process; positive regulation of ubiquitin protein ligase activity; positive regulation of anaphase-promoting complex-dependent catabolic process
Cellular component (GO): anaphase-promoting complex
Molecular function (GO): anaphase-promoting complex binding; protein binding; ubiquitin ligase activator activity
Source: RefSeq, a predicted model, not a curated record